This is a messenger RNA of Sitodiplosis mosellana (orange wheat blossom midge), 2465 nucleotides long. RefSeq lists its product as uncharacterized. The transcript has 7 exons. Gene Ontology annotation, molecular function: protein binding. The record is from RefSeq and is a predicted model, not a curated record. The coding region runs from base 544 to 2232 and encodes 562 amino acids. Lineage: Eukaryota; Metazoa; Arthropoda; Insecta; Diptera; Cecidomyiidae.
AGUUCGGUGUGGUAGUGGUUGGAAAACAACGCGUUCACCAUCGCAGAAUACACAUACACACAUGCAUGCAUUUCACAGUUUACGUCAACAAUAAUAAAGUCAGUGUUUAUUUUUUUGAAACAAGAUAUCGAAAUGAAUUGUUAUUGCUGCCAAUUUUUGCGCUGAAAUCAUACGCAUUUCGACAAAUUAAUUCCGAAUAAAGUUCGUUGAAGUGGAUUUGUUUGUGCAGUCAGUCGAAUGAGAGACACAUGUUAACUGAAGCUGUCGUUUUACAUAUGAAAUUGAUUGGUGUUUUUUUUUUCUUGAAGAACAAAGUGAAAACCAUUGAUUGUUUCAUGGAAGGGGAACUGAAGCAAGUUUACUUAAAUCACCAUCGAAAGAACAAUAAUAGAUUUAUCUCAAUGCGAUCAUUAAAUAAAAUUGACUAGAAAUCCAGUGAAAAUAGUGUGGAAACAAAUUCAAUGUUCUAAGUGAUAAGUGUUUUUUUUUAGUAAAGCGGCAAGGAAAGAAACAACUUUGAAUAGAGGAACAAGUGGUGUCAAAAUGACAACGACACUUCGAUCCAACUUUGGACCAACAUCAACACUUCAAACCAUGGCUGAUAAGCUCGGUUCGAUGCAAAUGUCAGAGAAGUCGCUUGCCGGCGUUCCACAACUGCUAGUCGAUCUGCAACGCCUGUCCGAAGACCAAGAAACUUCCGACAUUGUUUUUAUCGUGGAUCGAGAAGAGGAACGCAUUUAUGCACACAAGAUUAUAUUGCAAGCUAGGUGCAGAAGUUUUCAGACGACAAAGCGAGAUGAAUUUUGUCGCAUUCCUGGCAGUACAGUCUCACCCAACGUUCCAGGCAAUCCAACACAAAUCCGUUUACCACAUAUUAAUGCAAGCGUAUUUCGACAGUUCAUUCUGUAUGCAUACACGGGGAAGAUUACAUUCCAAGAUUCUCGUGUUUUCGAAUUAAUGACCCUCGCACAAGAUUUGGGCAUCGAUGAAUUGAAAGCCGCCUGCGAAGAUUAUGUCGUUUCCACAUUGUCGGUUACCAAUGCUUGCACCUAUUUGGCAGCAGUCAUGGAUAUUCAUGACAAAUCUACAAAUGCAAAGUCUAUGGCUUCAUUUCUGGAACGGUGUACAUCGUAUAUCGGUGAAAAUGCAACGGAAUGUGUUAAGACCAGCUCAUUUUUGAGUUUGCCAAAAGAAGGAAUCAUCAAGCUGAUUUCAUCGGACUAUUUUUGCUUGGAAGAAGAAGAUGUGUGGCGAUGCGUUUUAGUGUGGGCAAAGCAUAAGGCUGGUGUAACUUCGUUACAACCAGGGCGCUGGACAGAAGAUGAACGAACGAGAGUAUGUCAACAUUUAGCCGGUGUUAUCAAUCAUGUUCGAUUGCUUCUCAUUGACAGUCAAGUGUUUGCAGAAGAAGUGGAGCCUACGGGUGCUGUUCCAAUGGAAUUAUCCCUUGAGCGGUAUCGACACGCUGCACUGCAAACGAGUAGCAAAGCGCCAUUCUUCACGAAUUCAUCAAUACCUGGUUCGAUGCAAAUAUCGUCAUCAACCGUUCCAUCGUCGGGUAAUAAUAUGAUGACCGGAAACACUGGCACCAGCAUCGCUUCAUUUGGCGAAAGCGACAAACGAUUGCAACCGCGUCUUCUUCAAAAUCUCUUUCCUGGAUCAUCGAUUCUCAAAAAUGAUAAGCUACAUUUGCAAACCACACUCAACGCAUGGUAUGGUGUACCAAAACAAAAUUGGCGCCUAGUGUUCCGUGCAUCGGCAAAUGGAUUUUCAGCAAGUGCCUUUCAUCGAUAUUGCGACGGAGUUGCACCAGUGUUUGUUAUUGCACAAAGCUCACGCGGUGAGAUCAGCGGUGGAUUCACAGACGUUCCAUGGGCAAAAACAAAUCGCAAAGGUGGCUACAUCCAUUCAGAGCGAUCAUUUUUAUUCACAUUGUAUAAUGAACAAGAACCACCAACUAAAUACGAUAUCAUUAAGAAACCAUACGCAAUUUGUUAUCAUCCAGAAGUGGGUCCCAUUUUCGGUGCAGGAGCUGAUUUACAAAUUGCCAAUGCAUGCAACACAAAUAUGGACUCAUAUUCAAAUUUGCCGCAUUCAUACGAUGGAGGAAAUAAUGCCAGUUCGUCUAGCCUAUUUGGUGACUACAAUUUCACAAUUACCGAAUAUGAGGCGUACACUUUGGCAUCAGCACCCAGUCCACCAGUGAAUAAAUUUAAGAAUGAACGUUUUUAAAUUUCGUUUGAUUCAAACGGUUUGAAUACGGCAAGCAAAUGACACAUUACAUCAGCCAGCCUCAAACUGAUGACAGUUAUACUUUGGAGCAAUAAUUGACGAAAUUGGCGUUUAAAUCAAGACUUGCAAUUUUAUUCGAAUUGAAUGGGGAAAAUGAACCAUUUAAAUGAUAAUAUUGUGUAAUUUUUUAAUCAUUUAUUUUGAAAUAAAAAAUCAUUUUUGUGACAAGUAAC